This is a messenger RNA of Cavenderia fasciculata, 3282 nucleotides long. RefSeq names its product importin 4 (gene ipo4). Gene Ontology annotation, molecular function: nuclear import signal receptor activity; small GTPase binding. Gene Ontology annotation, cellular component: nucleus; cytoplasm. The record is from RefSeq and is a predicted model, not a curated record. The transcript has 6 exons. The coding region runs from base 1 to 3282 and encodes 1093 amino acids. Gene Ontology annotation, biological process: protein import into nucleus. Lineage: Eukaryota; Evosea; Eumycetozoa; Acytosteliales; Cavenderiaceae.
AUGUCAAUUCAACAAAAAGAUAUAGAUGAUAUUUUAAUAUGUCUCAGAGGUAUGUUGCAGCCAGAGACUGUAACAGAGGCCACUCAAAAGUUGAACUCUCUCCUAAAGAGACCUAUUUCAUCUCUCAUCUUGAUGAAUCAAAUUCAAUCUUCUCAAUUUAAAGAGGUAAUACAUCAACAGAUUAGUCAAAGUAGUCGUAGUAGUAGUAGUAGUGGAUCUAUUAUUAGACAAUUAUCAGCAGUAUUGAUGAGAAAGAAGAUUUCAGUACAUUGGUUACACAUUACAGAAGAACAAAGGGUUGGUUUAAAGUCAACACUUUUACAACAAUUCAUGCAAGAACCAGAAAAUGCAAUCAAAAAAGCUGUAGCAGAAGUUAUCAUUAUCAUCUGUCGUAUCUCUCUACCAAUUGGUGACUGGAAUGAAUUCCUCCCAUUCUUGUACCAACUCUCUCAACAACAAAAUUCAGUUUUCAGAGAAUUACAAAUGUAUAUGUUUGAAAUAUUAUUGGAACAUAUUACAGUUGUUGCUGAACACUCUACAGAAUUGGCUCAAUUAUUCAAGAAUGGAUUAAAUGAUCCAGUACUCAAAGUUCGUACAAACACUCUAAAGGCUGUUGGAUCUGCCAUCGUAACCUUUUCACAUGACAAAAAGGUUGUUGAGAAGUUUUUGGAAUUGAUGCCACUCAUCAUUGAAAAUAUCAAGAUUUGUAUUCAAAAUCAUUUAGAUGAAGAAGUACAAUCAUCAUUUGUAAUGUUUGAUGAAUUGGUUGAAAGUCAAUUACCAACCAUUGUAAGAGUAUUACCAGAGAUUAUUAAAUUUUCAUAUCAAGUUGCUGCUGCUCAAGAUCUUGAUCCAUCUGUUAGAAUAUCUGCUGUUGAAUUUAUUGAUGUUGUCAUUCAAAACAAACCAAAGAUUAUUAGAGAUUCAAAUUUAUUAGAAGAUUUAUUAAAAUUAAUAUUAGGAUUAAUUACAACAGGAGCAAUUGAAGAGGAUUUGGAAGAGAAUGAAUUAUUUAUUGCUGCUGGUGUAUCGUUGAAACAUAUUGGUGAAGAGUUUUCUGCAAAGUUGGUAUUCCAUCCAUUGUUGGGUUUGAUGAAGCAAUUCUCUGAAUCACAAGAUCUUGCUCAUCGUAUCUCUUUGCCAUUGAUCAUUCAACAAUUGUCAUAUGGUUGUGCUGAAGAGAUGAGAGAUCAAGUCGAAGCCAUCGUCCACAUGACCAUGAAGGGUUUGGCCGAUCCAAACAAGACUGCUCGUCAAAACGCAUUCAUCUGCAUUGCACGUCUCUCUGAACACAUUGAACCUGAAAUCUACCGUUUCAGCAAUAUUAUUUUCCCAGCCAUCUUCAAAUCGUUGGAUGACCCAGACAAUGCUUUUGUACUCCGUUGUUGUUAUGCUUUGGAAGCUUUCCUCUCUAAUUUGGAGACUGAAGAGUUGUUGCCAGUACUCCCAUCGAUCAUGGAAAAGGUUGGUCAACUCUUGGAACGUGAUAAUGUCCAAGUCAAGGAGUUUGCACUCUCUGCCAUCACUGCUAUUGCUUUGAGCGCCGAAGAACACUUUGCACCAUACUUUGACAAGGUCUUUACAUUCUUGAAUGGACUCUUGUCCAUCACCGAUCAAAAGCAUAUUACAUUGCGUGCCAACGCUAUGGAUUGUAUGGGUGCCAUCGCCAAGACUGUCCCCAAGGAACGUAUUAUCCCCUUUAUUCCAAACUUGAUGUCCAUCUCGCUGGCCGGUCUCAACCUUGGUGUACCCGAGUUGACCGAACUCACCUUUUCCUUUUACUCUAUUAUAUUUGAGCACUUUGGCGAAGACAUGGCACCCUAUCUCAAGGAUGUCUUCCAACUCUUGCUCAAGAGUGCACUCUCUGACGACGGUCUCACCAAAAAUCAAACACAAAGCGCAUUCAACAUUCAAGGUAUCGACAAUGAUGAAAGCGAAUCUGGCGCCAACGAAGAGGAAGAAGAAAAUUACUCUGGACUCUCUGUUCGUACCAACUUCCUCGACGAAAAGAGUGCUGCCAUUCACUGUCUUGCCACACUCGCACAUUGUCUCCCCAAGUCAUUCUUCCCAUACGUUCAAGAACUCAUCACUGCUUUAGAGUCACUUUGUCAAUACUUUCACGAAGACAUUAGAUUCGAAGCUUUGGGAUGUCUCUCAUCUAUCAUCACAUCUGUUGUUGCAUGCUAUCCAAUCGAAUACAAAAAGGGAGAUUUUACCACUGCCGUUCCAGAACCAGUUAAGGUGCUCCUUCAAUUCUCCUUCCAAAUCUACAAUCACAUUCUCACAUUCGAGGUUAAAAAGAGUGUUGUAUCAAAGGCCUUUUUGGCCAUUGCAGAUACCGUCAAGGAGGUUGGUCCAGCUGCCAUAGCUCCAUUCAUGAACGAUAUUGGUAAUCAUGUCAUGAACGUAGUCAAGGGACAUGCCUAUUGUCAAACAGUCAAUCGUGACGCUGAAGUCGAAGAUGACGACGAAGAAGAUCAAGAUGAACCAACCGAAGAUGAAGAUGAAGAGGAAUCAGAUUACAAUCUAUUACACUAUGCAUCUGAAUGUAUGAUUGAAAUUGCCACCGCAUCUGGUCAUGCUUUUAAAACUUAUUUUGAACAUUCACUUCAACAUUUAUUAAAAUUAACUAAUCCAAAAAAUCAUCAUUCAAUUGUUGCAUGUGUAAUUGGUACAUUGGCAGAAAUAUUAAGAGUGAUCGAAGUUGAUUGUAGUCCCUAUUUUGAAAGAUUAUAUACAGUUUGCAUGAAGGCAUUGAAAGAUGAAUCACCACAAGUACGUAGAGUAUCAUGCUUUAUGUUGGGUAUUUUGAUCAAGUGUAGUGUUUGUGCCACCAAGGAACACUAUGUUUCAGUGCUCCAAGCCAUCCUUCCAAUGUUACAAAGUGCAACAGUAUCCAACGAAAAGGAGGUAGUUGACAAUGUUAUGGGUUGUGUAGCACGUAUGAUCUAUGCUGGAUCACAAAAUGUACCACUCGUAGAAGUACUCCCAAUGUUCCUUGCCAAACUACCAAUCCAAAAGGAUUUACAAGAGAUAUCAUCUGUUUUCGAUGCCAUCUUCCUACUCUAUUCAAAGCAUUUUGAUAUUGUAUCACCACAUACCGCUAGAAUCGUCUCUAUCUUUGCACAUGACCUUGCUCAAAAGUUAGAAGACGAUGUUCGUGAAAAGAUCGUUGGAUUCAUUAAACAAUUGGGUGAAAAGUUUGGUCCUCAAAUGGAACAAAUCAUCUCUCAACUUCCUGUUGAUCAAAAAUCUACUAUCCUUACUCAAAUUCAAAAAUAA